GAUGGGCUGCUGAUGUAGGAUUAAUGGCAAGUAAUUAUAAAGAAAACCAACUAGUAGGAUUGAAAUGUGACAUUUUCAAAUUGCGCGAAAUUUGGUUGGGAGUCUUAUUUUGCCGUGGUUGACAAACUAGUGGCUAUGCCAAUAACCCCAUCUUAUUUUUGACAAAUUUCACUGUUUAGGUCCUCAAAUGAGUAAAUGUUUUAGGGACAUUUUCGUAUUUGUGUUUUCUACUACAUUAGGGCUAUAGCUGGUCCUAGGGCUUAUUAUCUUUUAUCUUUGAAGAGAUAUACUGAAAACCAGACCCGAGAGUUUCUCUCAAUUUGGUGGAUUCCAAUGUGAUUUUUCUUGAUUUAACAUUGGUUUAAUCUUGUUCGUAGUUUCUGCCUGCUUUAGCUUGCCAAGCCCAACAUGACACAUUUAGGGUUGCCUCUAUGGCAUCUUAGUAGCACCCAUGGAUUUCCAUUCACUAACAUGAGUUUGUGAAGUUAGUGCAUCUUUCUUGGACCCCUGCUCUGGCACAUAGUGCCAUAGAAUUCUUGGCUUGUACUGCAGUGGGUGUCUGUGGAAUAAGCUCAUCCACACGUCUCGAGUGUGAAAUAUCUAUUGGUGGCCAAAUCUAGGUGAAAAGUUUAGGGUAGUGACAACUUUGUCUUAACAAAAGACAGCUAGAAAUGUUAGUCUCCAAAGGUUAUAUACCCUUUAUAGCCCAAGCAUUGACCCUUCAGAGAAGAACUCAAACCCUAAAGAAGUAAUCAACUAUGAAGAGGAGAAGAAACCAGUGAAGCUUCAACACGUCAGUCAGGCUCUUUCUGUUGUCACGUCAUUUGAACCAUUAUAGGCCAUGUCCUUCCGAAUGGUCCUACAGUUGGGAUCCAAUAAAAGACAGUACACCAUUGUCUCCGUCUAAUGCCUACGCUCCACUGCCAUUAAUUCCAGACCUGCAAAGCAAAAACCCUCAAAAGCUUCCACAUUAAUCAUUGAAUCUUCAGUGCAUAUAAAAACACAGAGAUCAAGAAACUUCCAUCUGCCACUCGUCAUCACCUCACUUGCCACCAAAAGUUUUCCCAGACACGUGGCUUGUAUCAAGUUACCCUCUUUGGGAGUCUCUGUUGCGGAGAAAUGUCGAUCAGAAGAAUCAGUUUCCUUCAACUCACAAAAGGAAUUUAAUUAUUUUUAUUAAUCAAUCAAUCAGUAGUAACACCAUAUAAACGUAACACGUGUUGCCACGUGUAGUGAUUGAGCCCUUCAAUGCAGUGUGGCCACGAACCAGGGUCAAGUCAUAGGACCAGCUAACUUGGUUUUUGGUGCUUACAAAAGGUGGUCACAGUGUGUUAUGCGGAAGCAAAUUGUUUCUCCUUCUGGGUUGUCUUGAGUGGUUUUCCUUUUUCCUUCCUCGAGUGUUUUUGCUUUGUGGGGUAUGGGGCUCUCCAACUUUCCUAUUAUAGCAGAGGGAUUGCUACCUGUGCUGGUGAUGAACACAGUGUUGUCAUUGACUUUGUUGAAGAACAUUUUAAGGACUCUGCUUCACCUGGUGGGUGCUGCCAAUAGAGAGAAUUAUCCAGAGUUUCAAGAAGACCCAGAUGAGUGUCUACCUGAAAAUGGAAGUAGGAGAAGAGUAUCAAUAACCCAAUUCAAGUCUCUGUGUCAAGGCAAUGGCAAUGGCAGCAGCAGAAGCAGAGAGUGUUGUGUGUGUUUAUGUGGGUUUGAAGCAGAAGAGGAGGUCAGUGAAUUGUCCUGCAAGCAUUUUUUUCACAAAGGCUGUUUAGAAAAAUGGUUUGAUAACAAACAUACCACUUGCCCCCUCUGUCGAUCUAUUCUCUAAGAUUAAUUAGAUUGAAUUUCUAUAGGAAGUUGUCUUUUUGAAAUCCACUCAUCUUUUUAUUGGUUACCCUUGUGUUGUACUCUUUUUAUUGUUCUGUUGCCAGUUAUACUUGAUUUUUGACUGAAAUCAGAGAAGUCUAUCUUUGCUUUUGAAUAUAUAUUAGUGUUACUGUGCUUACAUGCACCGGACUCAAGAAAUAUGUAACAUUAAACAGAGAUUUCAGGCA
Messenger RNA from Tripterygium wilfordii, 2048 nucleotides. Its product is annotated as probable E3 ubiquitin-protein ligase XERICO. Bases 1418 to 1822 code for a protein of 134 amino acids. The record is from RefSeq and is a predicted model, not a curated record. NCBI's taxonomy places the organism in Eukaryota, Viridiplantae, Streptophyta, Magnoliopsida, Celastrales, Celastraceae. Gene Ontology annotation, molecular function: zinc ion binding. The transcript has a single exon.